AUGUCGCAGACUGUCACGCGGGAACAAGUCGAGCUCGCUAUCCUCCCGGUUGGGCUGCCACUGGCUGAGCCUAUCAAGGCGUUGUCGCUGCAGCCUUGUUUGAAUAGCGACCAAAAUGAGCAAUCCAACGAAUCGGUUGCGCCUGCAGAGGCCUCUACUGUAUUUGAAGUCAUAGAGCCGGUCAUCACUGUACCCGUGAGCGAUGCCUCGCGCUUCGUCAUUGUAACGCUGCUAGUGGUGGCCAAUUUAAUCCAGUUCAUUUCCAACUUUUUGACCAUUAGUGGCGGUCUCACGCUCACUCACUUGCUAGGUCGUGAAACUGGCCCUGGCAAGGCAAACUGGAUGGCGGCGUCGUUUGCGUUAACUCAAGGCGCAUUUGUGCUCAUUUCAGGCCGUCUGGGGGCCAUCCACGGCCAUCAAAAUGUCGCCAUCGUUGGUCUCGCGGUGUUUGCAGUCUUUUCCUUCGCCAAUGGCUUCUGUCGCUCGUUUAAAUCCUUUGUAGCUGUGCGGGCAUUAUCUGGUGUUGGCGCCGGCAUCUUCAUGCCAAAUGCAGUUACAACUCUAGGGCUCAUGGUUCGGCCAGGAAAGAUGCGCAACUUGCUCUAUGGGCUGUUUGCUGCGUCGCCGCCUCUGGGAGGGUUGAUCGGUGCGCUGUUUGCAGGUUUAUGUGCUACCUGGGAUGGCAUCUGGGCAUGGACUGUUUUGUUUGCGGUUUUGGGUGCCCUCUCGGGUAUAUGCUGCGCGUGGCUGCUCGUUGCGGCUCCGGCCGAGCGACCAGUCGACCAAGGCGGAAAGCUGGAUAUUGUUGGUGCAGUCCUGGGGGUUUCAGGCUUGCUUCUGUACAACAUUGCGUGGAACCAAGCUCCAGCAGUAGGAUGGUCGACACCAUACGAGAUUGCCAUCUUGAUACUCUCCGUCGCCAUCUUUGCUGCUUUUCUCGUCUGGGAGCGCAAAUAUGCCGCUGAACCCAUCAUGCCGCUUGAUAUCUUCCGGGCUCCGACCUUUUUGUCCAUGAUCUUCGUCGUUCUAUUCGCUUACAUGGCCUUUGGUAUCGCCCUGUGGUAUUCCAUAGCAUGGCAGCAAACUCUACGCAACAUAUCUGUGCUUGAUAUCGGCAUCAGCCUGAUUCCCUUUGGCCUGGGUUCAACUGCUGCCGUCGGCUUAGCUGUACUUCUGCUGCCGCGCAUGGCAGCCAAAUGGGUCAUGGCCAUUGGCGUAGGCGUGAUUGUUGGAGCAAGCCUGCUUCUAGCGACAAUGCCAAUGCAGCAGUCGUACUGGUUCCAAGUGUUUCCAGCGAUGCUUCUCUGCGGCUGUUGUCCGGAUUUUGUCUACCUCGCUGCCCAGGUGAUUGCGAGCAACAGCGUAAAUACGAAACACUUGGGCGUGGCUAGCAGCUUAGUUGGCACCUUGAACCUCUACGGUAUCAGCCUGGGGCUGGGAUUUGCUGGGACAAUUGAGGUGGCACAGGGCAAGAAUUCAUGGCCAGCAGGUAGCGAGGACAGCCCCGAAGCCGUCAUGGCUGGCUUCAAGGCUGCUUUGUAUUUUAGUGCUGCUCUGGCAGCUGUAGGCUUACUCCUCGAUAUAGCGUUUGUUAGUGUACCAAAAGUCAAACACGACGAGUAA
Messenger RNA from [Torrubiella] hemipterigena, 1623 nucleotides. NCBI's taxonomy places the organism in Eukaryota, Fungi, Ascomycota, Sordariomycetes, Hypocreales, Clavicipitaceae. The record is from the annotation of a GenBank genome assembly.